AGCUUUCAAUGACACCACCAUGGGUAUAAAAAAGCUGAAGAGUGGGUUUCGUCAACGAUUCUCCUCUAAAAAAUCCUCGAGAUGGUUUCAAAAUCGUCUGGUUGCUAUAGGAGGAGGGGAUGCUCCAUAUACGCAGCAAAUAGAACCAGGAACUCAGAUAACCUUCUGUGACAACACAAUUAAGAGCUCGAAAUAUACUUUGUGGAAUUUCUGGUUUCUCAAUCUAUUCGAGCAGUUCAGGAGAGUUGCGAAUUUCUACUUUCUAAUUGUAGCGAUAAUCCAGCUCUCUCUACCAUCCCCUCCUGUCUCUCCUUUAACCUCAGUAUCUCCACUAGUUUUCGUUGUGGUUGUGACUAUGAUAAAGCAGGGUUACGAGGAUUACAAGCGACACAGUGCAGAUAAUCAGAUAAAUUGUACAAACGUAAAUAUUCUCAGAUCAGGUCUGGUUGUCAAGGCCAGAAACAGAGAUAUUAAGGUUGGAGAUAUUGUGAUGGUUAAAGAGAAUGAAACCUUUCCCGCAGAUUUAGUUCUUCUGUCCACCUCCUCCUCCUCGGGCAAAUGCUUUGUAAUGACGGCAAACCUUGAUGGAGAAACAAACCUUAAACCUCUCAGUCCAGCAAAGAUUACAAAACAUCUAAAGUCUCCUGCGGAGUUGAAUUCUAUUUCGGGUCAGAUCGAGUGUGAAAACCCGAACCCUGACCUUCAAAACUUUCUGGGACGGAUAAAGGUGAGAAAAUGUAUACAGCUGCAUUCUACAAUAUCGCGAGAGAAUACGGAGUAUGUGUACGGGUGUGCCGUGUACACGGGACGGGACACCAAGAUGUCCCAGAACUCGAAGAUCAACGGCAACAAGUUCUCCACCGUGGAGAAAACCAUGAACAAGUUCUUGUUGUUCUUUAUGCUCAUCCUGGUCCUGGAAAUGAUCAUCUCCACCGUCCUCAAAUACGUCUAUGGUCUAGAUGUACAAGAAAAGAUGACCCAUUGGUAUCUUGGGGACAAACUGGAGAUUAGUGGGACAGGAGUUGUAGAAGAUCUAUUCUCCUACCUUGUUCUAUACAAUUAUAUAAUACCUAUUAGCUUGUAUGUGACACUUGAGUUCCAAAAGUUUUGCGGAUCUUUGUUCCUGGUUUGGGACCUUGAUCUUUACGACAUGGAGAACGGAGAGGGAGCUAAGUGUAAUUCCUCCGAUCUAAACGAGGAGUUGGGUCAGAUACAGAUUCUCUUCAGUGAUAAGACGGGAACCUUGACUGAGAACAUCAUGAUAUUUAAGGAAGCGUCGAUUAACGGACGCCAAUACGGAGUACACGAUCUCAUGCCUAAACUUUUCUCCUCGUCUUUCUCCUCGUUUUCAAACGAUCCUAAUAUGGGACAUGGAGACGAUUCAUUCCUGGACGAUUCGUAUCGAGAUCCCCAGGAUGAACAUCAUAUUAAUGAGUUUCUCAGUGCUUUAUGUGUUUGCCACACAGUCCGAGUAAACCAGCCUAAACCGAGCUCUGACCCUCCUCCUCCAAAGAAGACUAAUAAACAUCUUAAACCUUGGAAGUUGGGAGGGUUGGAUAAUCCUGGGUUCCGUCCUAGUAGUGUAGCCAGUAGUGUACCUGAGACUGUAACUGAGUCAUCUGAUAUUCAGUAUAAUGCUUCUAGUCCGGAUGAGAAAGCUCUAGUCGAAGCUUGUCAGAGGUUUGGAGUAACUUUUGUUGGAGAGAGAGAAACAGAAACUGAGAGCUGUAUUGACCUUGUUGAGUCCAGAUCAGGAACCCCUGUAGAGCGUGUGUACACCAGAUUAUACAUCUUGGAUUUUGACUCAACAAGGAAAAGAAUGUCUGUGAUAGCCCGAGAUCCCUCAGGACGGAUUAUAAUGAUCACUAAAGGAGCUGAGUCUAGUGUUAUUCCUAGGUGUAAGGAGGGUCCUAUGUUCGACACUAACAAGCAUAUUGACGAGUAUGCUCUGGUUGGGUUGAGAACACUAGCUAUAGCUAUUAGGGUUCUCUCCGAGCAGGAGCUCAAAACAUUCGACCAAGCAAUUUUCCAGGCUCGCCAAGCUAUCGAAGGAAGAGAAGAGAAAAUUAUGGCUGUUUAUGAUGAUAUGGAAAGAAAUAUGACUUUGCUAGGAGCAACAGCUGUGGAGGACAAACUUCAGUUCGGAGUCAAGGAUACUUUAGUUAAGCUAGGCCAGGCUGGUAUCUCUGUCUGGAUUCUAACCGGAGAUAAAAAGGAAACUGCAAUUAAUAUUUCCUACGCCUGCGGGCAUCUUCUUCCCUCUCUAACCGUCCUGGAUCUAACAGGGCUUCAAAGUUCUACGGUUCUGGGUAAACUACAGAGAUAUGCUGAACAGGUGAAGAGUUCAGACGAUAUGUACGGACUAGUCGUGGACGGUGGGACUCUCACACUCAUCAUGCCUUACGAGGAAAACAAGGAUUUUCUUUACCAGAUAGCGUCUAGAUGUCAGUCUGUGGUUUGUUGUCGUAUGUCACCUCUACAGAAGUCGGAGAUAGUUCGGAUGAUGAAGAACAGUCCUGGAGCUCCUAUUACAGCUGCUAUCGGAGACGGUGGGAAUGAUGUUGCAAUGAUCCAGGAGGCCCACGUGGGACUAGGAAUUAUGGGGAAGGAAGGAAGAGCAGCGGUUCGUUCUGCAGACUUCGCCUUCUCUAAGUUCCAUUAUCUCCAGAAGGUUGUUCUUGUUCAUGGACAUUGGUACUACUACAGAGUCUCCCUGCUUGUACAGUACUUUUUCUACAAGAAUGUUGCUUGUUUUACCUGUCAGUUCUACUACGCGUUCUAUUCAAACUUCUCCACACAAACCUUGUUUGACGGGAUCAGCUUGACCCUGUACAACAUCUGCUACACUUCCUUCCCUAUAUUUGUAUUCUCCCUCCUAGAGAAGAAUUUAGACAAGAGAUAUCUUCUCGAGAACCCUAGUCAGUACAAGAGACACUACAGUAACAAGCUUUUACAGUGGAGAGAAUUCUUUCUCUGGUUUUUUCAGGCAGUCUGGCAUUCUGUUGUUUUCUACUUCGGCUGGUAUCUUUUCUGGUCAUAUAUACCAACAUCAGGUGGAUUAAGUUUAAAUAUGAGUGAUGCCGCAAACCUGGAUCAAACUAGUUUUGGAACUGCUAUCUACUCAUCUGUAGUAGCUCAUGUUAACCUUAGGUUACUUUUCCAGUCCCGUAGUUGGAACCCUGUUCUCAUUUUUGGUAUUAUCGCCAGUAUUAUCUUCUAUAUUGGGUUCAACUUCCUCUGCCACUCUCUUAGUUUACCCAGUGGAAUAUCCUCAACACUGGGAGAAAGUGUAGAAUCUGAUAUCUGGGUUCCCUUCGACUUCUCCACUUACUGGGUCUAUCAUCAUGUUCUCUCCUCUCCUGGAGUUUGGUUGUUUACCCUUCUUCUCCUUGUAAUCGCAAUCAUGCCUGAUGUUGUUAUCCGGGUCCUUAGAAAACAUUGGUUAUCUAUAGAAGGAGGAAUAUGGAGUGCCCGGAAGGCUGUGAACAGUACAAUGAAUAAAGGAAACUAUGAACUAGACAAUGUUUACAACAACUACGGAUAUUCUAAUCAGGAGGUUCAGAUUAGAUCUGCUUCUCUUAAAGAAUUUGAGAUUCAAGAAAUAUCUUGAAUUUAAACCUUGCUCAAGGUGUGCUUUGUACACGCGUGACAAGCUCAAGGUACUUUAGGUAUUGAACAGAUCUAGAAGAUUCCAAAUUUUUCUAAGAAAGGAUGAAAAACUAAAUUUGUUUAAUUAGG
Molecule: messenger RNA, 3738 nt
Organism: Eurytemora carolleeae
Lineage: Eukaryota; Metazoa; Arthropoda; Copepoda; Calanoida; Temoridae
Product: probable phospholipid-transporting ATPase IF
Exons: 32
Coding region: 20-3610 (1196 amino acids)
Biological process (GO): phospholipid translocation
Cellular component (GO): endoplasmic reticulum; plasma membrane; trans-Golgi network
Molecular function (GO): ATPase-coupled intramembrane lipid carrier activity; ATP binding; magnesium ion binding
Source: RefSeq, a predicted model, not a curated record